AUGCAUCUGGCUCUCGUCCUGCUCGUCCUGCUGCUGCUGGGUCAAGGUCUCGCCGGGUCGCCGACGGCCGUGACCACAUCGAUGGCUGCGCUCCACAGCUUCCGUGGCUGUGCGGUCCGCGAGUUCUCUUUUGUGGCCCAGAAGCCCGGCUGCAGGGGUCUGCGCGUCACCACAGAGGCCUGCUGGGGACGAUGUCACACCUGGGAGAGGCCAGUGCCGGAGCCCCCCUACAUUCACCGGCACCACCGAGUGUGCACGUACGCACUGACACGCUACGUUAGUGCGCGGCUGCCCGGCUGCCACCCCGGUGUCUCGCCUCUCUAUCACUACCCGGUGGCCAUACACUGUCACUGCGCUGCGUGCACCACUCUAGACACCGAGUGCGAGUCUUUCUGAUCAUCUUGUACACAGCAAUGUGUCAUUAAAGUCAUGCAACAAAAAUAUAUGUGUGUGUGUCUGUGUGUGUGUGUGUGUGUGUGUGUGUGUGUGU
Entelurus aequoreus (snake pipefish) is the source of this 490-nucleotide messenger RNA. Its product is annotated as glycoprotein hormone beta-5-like. Gene Ontology annotation, molecular function: hormone activity. Lineage: Eukaryota; Metazoa; Chordata; Actinopteri; Syngnathiformes; Syngnathidae. Gene Ontology annotation, biological process: regulation of thyroid hormone receptor signaling pathway; G protein-coupled receptor signaling pathway. Gene Ontology annotation, cellular component: cytoplasm; extracellular region. The coding region runs from base 1 to 396 and encodes 131 amino acids. The transcript is spliced from 2 exons. The record is from RefSeq and is a predicted model, not a curated record.